AUGGCUCCUCAUGCGGAAGUAGGCGUCGGCUCCAUGAACGGGUAUAGCGCUCAGGAAUCAACCCCUCUGGUCCAGGCCCAACCAGCACCAGCCAAGGAUCUUUUCACCGUCAAUUCUCCCAAUGUCACCUACACCGACGACCAUAUCAACACCAAAUAUGUCUAUCGAACCACUGCCGUCACCAAGACCGAGUCCGGUAAAUUCGUGGCUUCUCCCAAGGAAACCACCUACGAUUUCAAGGUUGAUCGCAAGGUCCCCAAGACUGGUAUGAUGUUGGUGGGUUGGGGUGGAAACAAUGGUUCCACUGUAACGGCUGGAAUCAUCGCCAAUCGACGUGGUCUCGUUUGGGAUACUCGAGAGGGACAUCGCGCUGCCAAUUACUAUGGAUCCGUCAUCAUGGGAUCAACCAUCAAACUAGGCACCGAAGCACAAACCGGGGAGGAGAUCAAUAUUCCCUUCCACGAUGUCUUGCCUAUGGUUCAUCCCAACGAUCUUGUGGUUGGUGGUUGGGAUAUCAGCAGCCUCAACAUUGCUGCAGCCAUGGAUCGUGCUCAAGUCCUCGAACCAACUUUGAAGGCCCUCGUGUACAAAGAGAUGUCCCUCCAAAAGCCCCUGCCCAGUAUUUACUACCCAGACUUCAUUGCUGCAAAUCAGGAGGAUCGCGCAGAUAACAUCCUCCCCGGAAGCAAGGCAAGCUGGUCUCACGUCGAGCAGAUAAGAGCUGAUAUCAGAAAUUUCAAGGAGCAGAACAACCUAGAUAAGAUAAUUGUUCUGUGGACUGCCAACACCGAGAGAUAUGCCGACAUCAUCCCGGGUGUCAAUGAUACCGCCGACAAUCUGAUCGAGGCCAUCAAGCAAGGUCAUGAAGAGGUGUCACCCUCCACGGUCUUUUCCGUUGCCUGCACUUUGGAAAACACUCCUUUCAUCAACGGAUCCCCUCAAAACACAUUCGUUCCCGGCGCCAUUCAAUUGGCCGAGAAGCAUAACACCUUCAUUGGUGGUGAUGACUUCAAGUCUGGGCAGACCAAGAUGAAGUCGGCUCUGGUCGACUUCUUGAUCAAUGCUGGUAUCAAAUUGACCUCCAUUGCCAGCUACAACCAUCUCGGAAACAACGAUGGCAAGAACCUGAGCUCGCAGAAGCAGUUCCGAUCAAAGGAGAUUUCCAAGUCCAAUGUUGUGGAUGAUAUGGUCGCUGCCAACUCCGUCUUGUACGCCAAGGAUGAACACCCAGAUCACACUGUGGUUAUCAAGUAUAUGCCCGCUGUUGGAGACAACAAGCGUGCAUUGGAUGAAUACUACGCAGAGAUCUUCAUGGGUGGUCAUCAGACAAUCAGCAUCUUCAACGUUUGUGAGGAUUCCUUGCUCGCAUCACCUUUGAUCAUCGAUCUUGUCCUUGUUGCCGAGAUGAUGACUCGAAUCCAAUGGAAGUCUGAAGAGGCUGGUGAUUACAAGGGAUUCCACAGCGUGCUGAGCAUUCUGAGCUACAUGCUCAAGGCCCCACUUGUCCCAGCUGGCACUCCAGUGGUCAAUGCCCUCGCCAAACAGCGUGGUGCUCUGACCAACAUUUUCCGUGCUUGCAUCGGUCUCCAACCCGAAUCCGACAUGACGCUUGAACACAAGUUGUUCUAG
This is a messenger RNA of Exophiala bonariae, 1629 nucleotides long. RefSeq names its product Inositol-3-phosphate synthase 1 (gene RINO2). The transcript is spliced from 3 exons. Gene Ontology annotation, molecular function: inositol-3-phosphate synthase activity. Gene Ontology annotation, biological process: inositol biosynthetic process; phospholipid biosynthetic process. The coding region runs from base 1 to 1629 and encodes 542 amino acids. Gene Ontology annotation, cellular component: cytoplasm. Lineage: Eukaryota; Fungi; Ascomycota; Eurotiomycetes; Chaetothyriales; Herpotrichiellaceae. The record is from RefSeq and is a predicted model, not a curated record.